AUGUGGGGAGGUUCGGAAAUAACAGAAGAUGAAAUAGGAAGACAGAUUGAAAGCCUGAAAAGUGGAAAGGCACCAGGAGGGGGUGGAAUCCAGAACGAAGCGUGGAUGUUCGGGACAGAAGGACUGAAAGAAAGGAUAUGGGAAGUGGGGCAAAAAAGUGAUGUGAAGAACUACCGAGGGAUUACCUUGCUCAAUACGGCGUACAAGAUAUACCCAAUAAUACUGGAUGAAAGGUUACGAAAGGAGAUGGAAGCAAGGGUGGGAAGAGAAAUGAGGAAAGAGGGUGGACGAAUGUACGCAUUGUUCAUAGAUUUAAAAGCAGCGUUUGACAGCGUGAAUAGAGAGAAAAUGUGGGAAUUUUUGAGGAGAAAGGGAGUAGAUGCGUACCUGGUAACGAAAAUGGAAGAAAUAUCUAUAUGA
Molecule: messenger RNA, 420 nt
Organism: Zophobas morio
Lineage: Eukaryota; Metazoa; Arthropoda; Insecta; Coleoptera; Tenebrionidae
Exons: 3
Coding region: 1-420 (139 amino acids)
Source: RefSeq, a predicted model, not a curated record